Cloeon dipterum is the source of this 739-nucleotide messenger RNA. RefSeq names its product profilin-like. The record is from RefSeq and is a predicted model, not a curated record. Lineage: Eukaryota; Metazoa; Arthropoda; Insecta; Ephemeroptera; Baetidae. The transcript has 2 exons. The coding region runs from base 167 to 547 and encodes 126 amino acids. Gene Ontology annotation, cellular component: cell cortex. Gene Ontology annotation, molecular function: actin monomer binding.
AUUUUUACCCGACGGAAAAGGAAAACCGCAGGCCGAUAAGACGGAUAAGAGCAACAAACUUCCUGAUUCGAGAGCCAGAACCGCUGCCGGCCGGGAGUGGCAGACUCGCAUUCUCUUAAUUCUCUUCUCACUGAAUUGAUUCAAGCCCCCCAAGAAAGAGAGAAUCAUGAGCUGGCAGGACUACGUGGACAACCAGUUGGUGGCGACGGGGUGCGUGACGAGGGCCGCGAUCUCUGGCCACGACGGCAGCGUGUGGGCCAAGAGCGCCAACUUUGACCCGAGCAAGGAGGAGCUGGCCAAGCUGUCCAACGGCUUCGAGAAGCGAGACCUGCUGACCGCGUCGGGCGUCACCCUGUCCGGCACCCGCCACAUCUACGUUUCGGGCACGGACAACGUGAUCCGCGCCAAGCUCGGCAAGGUCGGCGUCCACUGCAUGAAGACCACCCAGGCCAUCGUGGUCGCGCUCUACGACGACCCCAUCCAGCCCCAGCAGGCCGCGUCGGUCGUCGAGAAGCUCGGCGAGUACCUCAUCUCCACCGGCUACUAGAUGGGGAGUGGCUCAAGACUCAAGAUCUGGCGGAAAUACUUCCUUGUAUAAAACUAUUUCCGCGAAAAUGGCCGACAACAACAAGGCUAGAUGUUUUAAUACUUUGUUUUACUGCUUGAAAUUUCAAUUUUGGAUUUUCCUUUGCUGGAUUGAACCAGUACAAGUGUCGAAAAUAAAUUAGUUCUGUUGAAA